AUGAGUAAUUCACAAAGAUGCUCAGAGGCCUGGAGCACCUCUGCUAUGAGGUCAGGCUGGGAACUGGAGCUGUUCAUCCUGCAGGAGUCUCAGGGGAGACCUCAGAGCACCUUCCAGAACCUAAAGGUCAGGGCUUGGAAUAACCCGGUCCAGUACAAGGCACCGCAGGCCGCCCCUCCCCGGCCGCGAUGGCGGCACCGCGGGCGGCCGGGCAGCAGCACAGGCCCCGCUCCGCCCCUGGGCACCGGGGUCCCACCUGGGGGGGCGGAAUGAGCGGCUCGGGCCCGCCGGGACCGCCUGCAGACGUCGCUGGCCUGCGGGGGCCGCUGCUUCUCAUCUUCCCGCUGGCGGUCCUCGAGUGAGCGCCCGGCCCUGCUUCCCGCGUGGGGCAGCGCCGACGGCGAGGCGGCGGCCCGGGGUGAGCGCCGCUCCGAGGGGCGGCAGGGGCCGGGGGCGGCCCGGGUUGUUGAAAGCACUUUUCUGGUGGAGUUGGUGUGCAGUGUCACUUAGACUACUGUGCUUUAUUCGCAGGUGUCACAUUCUAAUUGGAUUAAUGGGAAGCCAAAGAAAUUGCAAUGUUCCUCUAAGAGUGCUUUUUCUAUUUGCUAUGAUAAGAGUUUCUUGAGUUUGUUAGUACCACCCCCUAAAGGGGGCACUUGCCAUCGUUGUGGUCUGUUUGGAAAGCUCAGAUGCUCACAGUGUCUGCAAACAUACUAUUGCUCUGCAGACUGUCAGAAAAAAGACUGGCCAGCACACAGAGUAGUUUGUGAUCCCCUUAAACAGAAUUUAAGUCAUAGCAAAACCAAGACAGGAGUUUAUCUUAAGGAGGAAGUGAGGUUGAGUUUUGCUGUAGAUGUUGUACUUCCAGAUUCUGAAGACUGCCUAAAUAAAGUUCCCUUAGAAAUGAAGUCUCAUUUAACUUCAGGAAGUGAUGCCAAAGUAGACUCUCCAAGAGUAUCAGAAAACCAUUCAAAGGGAGGUGAAAAAAAAAUACCUGAAGAUGAAGACUCUUCUUACAGUGUUAAUUCAAUUACCAAGUUUGUCUCUUUAAGUAUUGGAGAAGAAUUUUCUGGUGUGGUUUCUCACAUUCAAAGUCCAGACACCUUUUUUUGUCAGCGGAUGCAAAGUGCCCGUCAACUUGCUGAGCUUGAAGCAUCCCUUAAUGAAUACUGUGGCAAAAUUCCCAGUACUGCAUCUUUCCGUCCUGCUGCUGGCAAUGUGUGCUGUGCCCAGUUCACAGAAGACAACCUUUGGUAUCGUGCUGCUGUUACAGCUUAUGCUUCUGAAGACACUGUUUUGGUGGACUAUAUGGAUUAUGGUAAUUCCGACUCUCUUCCACUGACCAGACUUCGACCUAUAAUUCCAAGCUUGAUGGACUUGCCAGCUCAAGCCAUAAGAUGUAGCCUGGCAGGUGUAAACCCACCCUUCGGAGCAUGGACCUCCGAAGGUACUUGCUACAUGAAAAGACUGGUGAAAGACAAAGUGUUGACAGUAAAAGUAGUGGAUAAAGAGAGUUCUAAAUCCGUGGUGGAGCUUACAGAUGCCUCAGGUACUGCAGUAAUAAAUGUAUCAAGCCUUCUCCUUGAGGAAGGCUUUGCAGCUGAGGAGCUGAGCAUGGCCUUACCAGCAGCCAGAGGGAGUGAUGUUGAGCAAGCCAAGGAGGACACAACGAACAAAAGAAUGUGCAAGUGGAUUAAAUUAACUCUUAACCAAACACUCAGUGUCAUAGUGUGUACAGUGUACAAUCCUGGAGAAUUCUACUGUCAGAUUUCAAACAGCCAUGAGUUACUUGCUCUAAACUCACUUAACAAAACAUUGUCUGAAUACUGUCAGAAAACACCACCAGAUGUUUUUGAGCCUGAGAAUGGAGACCCUUGCUGUGCUUUUUACUCUGAGGAUGGUAACUGGUACCGUGCUGUGGUGCAAAAUGUCACUUCAGAUGGAAGUGUUCGAGUGAGCUUUGUGGACUAUGGGAACACUGAGCACGUACCACGGGAUAACAUCCGACAGAUCUCGUCCUCUUUCCUAAAACUUCCAUUUCAAGCAAUUAAAUGCUGGCUCUCAGGUAUAAAGCCUGGAAACAGCAAGUGGAAUCCAGAAGCUACAAGAAGAUUUCAUAUGUACACUUCAGGCUUAGAGCUUCAAGCCACAGUAACUUCCCUUUCUGAGGAUGGGGCAGGUGUAGUGCUUACUGAUAAUUCCACAGAUUGUCCAACAAUUAUCAAUGAGAUACUAACUUCAGAAAAACUGGUUGUAAAGGAAGUUCUACAAGAUAAAAAUGACUUUCCAAACACAUCUGUUGACCAGAAAGCAGCCUCAGUUGGGCACUGGAAGUCAAUUGAAUUGGCUGUAGAUGAAACCAUGUCUGUCUGUGUAACUGAAGUUGUAAGCCCAGACUUGUUCUAUGCUGUACCAUUUCCAAAUAAAGGUCAAAAGAAGCUCUUUAAGGAGCUGGUUUCACUGGAAGACUAUUGUAGAUCUUGCAACAAGCAGCCCUUCCAGCCAAAACUGGGUGAAGCCUGUUGUGCUCAGUUUUCAGGUAAUGGCAAUUGGUACAGAGCUGUUGUUCUGGAAGCUUCCCAGUCUGCAGUGAAAGUUCUGUAUGGAGACUAUGGCAACACAGAAACUUUACCCCUUUCAAAGGUGCUGCCAAUCACUGAUUCCUAUUUAAAGCUGCCUUUUCAGACUAUUACAUGUUCACUUGCAGGAAUAGAGAAAGCUGAGUGGUCUCCAUUAGUGCUUGACACGUUGAAAAAACUGUUAUUGAAGCAACAUGUCACAAUUACAGUGAAAGGGAUUAAUGGAAAUGUUAAUUUAGUAACAGUGGAGAAGCACUUGGACAAUGGUUAUGUGAAUGUAGCUGACAAACUGCUAAAGGAGGGUUUGGUCACAUCCUGCAGUGCUGAAAACUCACACAGUGAACAUCAAGGUAAUGAAGGUGAGAUCAGCUGCUGCUGCAAAGAAUUAAAAGUGCAACUUGAAAAGCAUAAACAAGUCCUACUCUUCCUUUUAAACAAGUUUGGGAAUCCAGACGGAUUCAUUGAUAUGAAAAAUCUGUUGAACCACUAA
This is a messenger RNA of Agelaius phoeniceus (red-winged blackbird), 3069 nucleotides long. The record is from RefSeq and is a predicted model, not a curated record. Lineage: Eukaryota; Metazoa; Chordata; Aves; Passeriformes; Icteridae.